Messenger RNA from Oppiella nova, 1080 nucleotides. NCBI's taxonomy places the organism in Eukaryota, Metazoa, Arthropoda, Arachnida, Sarcoptiformes, Oppiidae. The record is from the annotation of a GenBank genome assembly.
AAUGUUGUGAUCACUGGACGUAAUGCAGAGAAUGUGUCCAAAGUAUCGAAACAGUGUUCAGAUGUGUCACCAAAACGUCUCAAACCUCUGGAAGUCGUGGCAGACGUUACCAAAGAGGAAGAUCUCCACAGAACUCUCGACACAACUAUCAAAACUUUCGGCAAAUUAGAUAUUCUCGUCAAUAACGCCGGCUUUGGAAAUCUGUCCCUGGUCAGCCUAUUGUAUGUCAAAGUCAGCCCUGAAUAUGUUCACCGUAUGGCCGCAGAGUUGGGUCCCAAACAUAUUCGGGUCAAUUCAGUCAAUCCCGGUGUUGUUCGCACAGAAUUUUUUAAAGAUUUAAGCUUAGCUGAUGAACAAUUUAUGGCAAUGUUAUACAGUAUUGUCACAAAAUACCCGGUUGGCCGGUGUGGUCAAAGUAUGGACAUUGCUAAUGCAGUGGCCUAUUUAGCAAGUGAUCAGGCUAGCUUUAUAACAGGCUUAAUUCUGUUGGCCGAUGGUGGACAUAUAGCCGCUAAUGUAGCCCUAAUCACGGGCUCGAGUUCAGGCAUCGGUGCGGCCACUGCUGUACUUCUGGCCAAAAGUGGAGCCAAUGUUGUGAUCACUGGACGUAAUGCCGAGAAUGUGUCCAAAGUAUCGAAACAGUGUUCAGAUGUGUCACCAAAACAUCUCAAACCUCUGGAAGUCGUGGCAGACGUUACCAAAGAGGAAGAUCUCCACAGACUUCUGGACACAACUAUCAAGACUUUCGGCAAAUUAGAUAUUCUCGUCAAUAACGCCGGCUUUGCUAUUAGGGCUGAAAUAACUGAUUCAGAUUUUAUUCAAAAGUAUAAAUCAGUUUUAGAAACAAAUGUGGAUUCUGUGGUAUAUUUGACUCAUAUAUCAGUCAAGCAUUUAGAGAAAACCAAAGGAAAUAUUAUUAAUAUCUCGAGUAUUGCUGGCAUUCAAGCUGGGCACAGUAUGUCACCCUAUUGUAUGUCAAAGACAGCGCUGGAUAUGUUCACCAAAUGUAUGGCCGCAGAGUUGGGUCCCAAACAUAUUCGGGUCAAUUCAGUCAAGUUAUAUCACAAAUUAGUUUUGUAA